CUCCUCCCUCGUUCUCCUUCAUAAACCUCCCCAUAAACCCUAAUUCCUCAUUCGAUCAUGGCGUUUUUCUUCUUCUCUCGGUAUGCUCUUGCUCUGCUCUUUCUCUCCCUUGCCCUCUACUGCGGCAUCGAUCCCUUCAAGCACAGCGCAAUCUCCGACUUCCCGGACUUCGUCGCUCACGGGAUCGAGACUCCUCCUUCCUCCGAUAUCCCGGCUGAGAGAGAUGCCCAGAAUUCGCUCCAGAGAUCGGAUAUUAUGUUUCUGAACCAGGUUCAGGGCCCAGAGAGCAUCGUGUUUGACCGGCUCGGUCGCGGUCCGUACACCGGCGUCGCUGACGGGAGGGUUUUGCUCUGGAAUGGAGAGAAGUGGGUUGGUUUCGCUUAUACCUCGAGCAAUCGGUCGGAGAUUUGUGAUCCGAAGCCGUCGACUUUGAGUUACGUUAAGAAUGAGCAUAUAUGUGGUCGUCCUUUGGGCCUCCGUUUCGAUAAGAGAACUGGUGAUUUGUACAUCGCCGAUGCUUAUCUGGGUUUGCUGAGAGUUGGUCCUGAAGGUGGCUUGGCAAUGCCGCUUGUGACGGAGGCCGAGGGCGUGCCAUUGAGGUUUACGAACGAUCUCGACAUUGAUGAUGAUGGAAAUGUUUACUUCACAGAUAGCAGCACCAAGUACCAGAGGAGGAACUUCAUGCAACUUGUUUUCUCUGGAGAUGAUAGCGGGAGGGUCCUAAAGUAUGAUCCUAAAACCAAUAAAGUUGAUGUUUUAGUGAGAAAUGUUCAGUUUCCCAAUGGAGCGUCUCUUAGCAAAGACGGUUCCUUUCUCAUAUUCUGCGAGGGAGCCAUUGGAAGAUUACGAAGAUACUGGUUAAAAGGCGAGAAAGCCGGGGCUUCAGAAGUGUUUGCGAUAUUACCCGGGUUCCCUGACAACGUAAGAACAAACAAAGACGGUGAAUUCUGGGUGGCGCUUCACUGCCGACGCAACUAUUUCGCUGAGGUAAUGGCAAAGUAUCCUAAAUUCAGGAAAUUUCUGCUGAAGCUCCCGAUUUCGGCAAGAACCCAGUUUGGAUUUCACAUCGGGCUGAGACCUCAUGCUGCGGUGGUGAAGUAUAGCCCUGAAGGCAAGCUUUUGCAGAUACUGGAGGACAGUGAAGGGAGAGUUGUGAGGUCGGUCAGUGAAGUGGAAGAGAAGGAUGGCAAACUUUGGAUAGGGAGUGUGUUGAUGAAUUUCAUUGCUCUCUAUCAUCUUCCUUGAAUCAAACAACAACACGAAAAACAGAGUGUGGGUUUUAAUAACACUACAGUAACUGAUAAAUGAAGGUCAAAGGAAUAAGCUUUUUCCUAUUUCCUA
Tarenaya hassleriana is the source of this 1341-nucleotide messenger RNA. Its product is annotated as protein STRICTOSIDINE SYNTHASE-LIKE 3. Gene Ontology annotation, molecular function: strictosidine synthase activity. The coding region runs from base 58 to 1245 and encodes 395 amino acids. The record is from RefSeq and is a predicted model, not a curated record. Gene Ontology annotation, biological process: biosynthetic process. The transcript is spliced from 4 exons. NCBI's taxonomy places the organism in Eukaryota, Viridiplantae, Streptophyta, Magnoliopsida, Brassicales, Cleomaceae.